GUGCCAGACCCACCUGGAGAACCCCACCCGGUACCACGUGCGGGCGGCGCAGCGGCAGCAGCUGCGGCAGUACCUGAGCACGCCCCACCGCCGGGGGGGGCGGGGCCGGCAGCCCCCUGCCCCUCCCCCCCCCGGGACCUCCCCCCCCAGAGCCCCCCCCGAGCCCCCCCUGAGCCCCCCCGCCCCCGGGCUGCUGCACCACGAGAAGGAGAUCGAUGACGUCAUCGAUGAGAUCAUCAGCCUGGAGUCGAGCUACGAGGACCUGCUGGGCCUGGAGGGGCCCCCUCCCCCUCCCCAGCACGGUACCGAGGGGGCGUUCCCCGCCCCCGGGCCCCUCCUGGAGGUUUUCAGCCCGCCCAGGGCGGGAGCAGCUCCUGCCCGGCCCGAGCUGCCGCGGGUCAAGGCCGAGCUCUCAGAAUCUGAGGCCAAGGCGCUGCUGAAGGAGAGGCAGAAAAAGGACAACCACAACCUCAUCCGAGCGGCGCGCCGGCGCUUCAACAUCAACGACCGGAUCAAGGAGUUGGGGACCCUGAUCCCCAAAAGCAGCGACCCGGAGAUGCGCUGGAACAAGGGCACCAUCCUGAAGGCCUCGGUGGAUUACAUCCGCAAGCUGCAGAAGGAGACGCAGCGAGCGCGGGAGCUGGAGCUGCAGCAGCAGCGCCUGGAGCAGCAGAACCGCAGCCUGCAGCUCCGAGUGCAGGAACUGGAGCUCCAAGCCCAAAUCCACGGGCUCCCCCUGACCCCCCCCACGGCCGAGGGGGGCUGCGAGGAGCCCUCGGGGGGGGGUCCCCCCUUCCCCCGGGGGUCCCCCCACUCCCCAGUGCCUGCUGGAGCUGCCCCCGGGGCUGGCGCUGCCCCUGGCGCUGGGGGGCCCCGAGGGGACCCUCGAGGACAUCCUGAUGGACGAUGGCGGGGGGCUGUCCCCGCUGGGCCCCCCCGGCGCCCUCCUGGCCUCGCCGGGCCCCUCGCGGGCCUCCAGCCCCCGCAGCAGCCUCAGCAUGGAGGACGAGCCCUGAGCCCGCCCUGGGAGGGGCCCGGCCCGGGGGGGAUUUUUAGAGACCCCCCCUCAUCUUUCCGGGCCCCCCUGCCCUCCCUGAGGUGUUCUGGGUGGUCCCCACCCGGUGCCGUUUGAAGAGUCUUAAAGCGGGCAGGUGCUUUGUAAUGAGGCCCCGCCCCUUUAAGGGUGUUGCCCUUUUAAGGCGCUCUUUGUGGGACCCCUCUCUUAAAAGGGCUCGGCCGGGCGUGGCUCGUUGGAAAGAAGGGCGGCCCCCUCCAUGUGUGGCCCCUUUAAGGCGCUGGCGUCGGGCCCCACCUGGUCGUGGCCCUUUGAAGUGUCUGCAAAAAGCCCCGCCCCUCCGUGAGGCCACUCCCACUUCCCGGCUCACCCAACCAGGGGAUUCCUGAGGGCUGGGUCCUCAGGUGAAGCCCCGCCCAUUCCGCUGUCACUCACAUUUACCCCUCCCACUACUAACGCCCACAAACCACACCCCCUUCUAGAGACCACGCCCACUUGGCCCCACUUAAAGGGCCACACCCGCAUUUACAAACCCCUCCCCCAAUUUUGUACUGGACCCUCACCUGGGAAAUAAAAGUUUGGUAACGA
This is a messenger RNA of Haemorhous mexicanus (house finch), 1603 nucleotides long. RefSeq names its product transcription factor E3-like. The record is from RefSeq and is a predicted model, not a curated record. Gene Ontology annotation, cellular component: nucleus. Gene Ontology annotation, molecular function: DNA-binding transcription factor activity, RNA polymerase II-specific; protein dimerization activity; RNA polymerase II cis-regulatory region sequence-specific DNA binding. Gene Ontology annotation, biological process: regulation of transcription by RNA polymerase II. Lineage: Eukaryota; Metazoa; Chordata; Aves; Passeriformes; Fringillidae.